Pectinophora gossypiella (pink bollworm) is the source of this 1146-nucleotide messenger RNA. It is a transcript of the gene Dh44-R2, whose product is annotated as diuretic hormone receptor. NCBI's taxonomy places the organism in Eukaryota, Metazoa, Arthropoda, Insecta, Lepidoptera, Gelechiidae. Gene Ontology annotation, molecular function: diuretic hormone receptor activity; G protein-coupled peptide receptor activity; peptide hormone binding. Bases 170 to 1105 code for a protein of 311 amino acids. The transcript has 10 exons. The record is from RefSeq and is a predicted model, not a curated record. Gene Ontology annotation, cellular component: plasma membrane. Gene Ontology annotation, biological process: cell surface receptor signaling pathway; adenylate cyclase-modulating G protein-coupled receptor signaling pathway.
CUACCAGAACUGCACGGAACGGAUCGCGAACGUGUCACCGACUGACGUCACAAGCCUCAUCUACCUGGCCGGCUACUCACUCAGCCUCGCCGUACUUUCCCUCGCUGUCUUCGUAUUCUUGUACUUCAAGGACUUGAGAUGUCUGCGAAACACGAUACACACAAAUCUUAUGACAACGUACAUACUGUCUGCUUGCAGUUGGAUUUUAAAUUUAGCGUUACAAAAUUGGUCGGACGAUGCGCAACACGACCAGACGUCGUGUAUGAUACUAGUUAUAUGUAUGCACUACUUCUACCUGACCAAUUUCUUUUGGAUGCUCGUUGAAGGUUUAUACCUGUACAUGCUAGUCGUGGAAACUUUCACUGCUGAGAAUAUAAAACUGAAAGUUUAUACCACAAUUGGCUGGGGAGCCCCAGCCGUUUUCAUCACAAUAUGGGUGAUAUCCCGAUGUUUUGUCAACGUCGUGCAGUCAACAGGGCCUGACGCGCUGUCAGUGACUGAAACCAAGAUGUGUCUAUGGAUGCACGAGCACCAAGUAGACUGGAUCCACAAGGCACCAGCACUCGCAGGCCUUGCGCUGAACCUGUUCUUCCUCAUCAGGAUUAUGUGGGUAUUAAUAACGAAACUUCGGUCAGCGAACACACUGGAGACUGAGCAGUACCGGAAAGCGACGAAAGCGCUAUUGGUAUUGAUCCCACUGCUGGGCAUCACUAACUUGCUAGUUUUGUGUGGGCCGAGCGACGACUCGUGGUUCGCCCACGCCUUUGACUACACCAGAGCCUUGAUGUUGUCUACACAGGGCUUCACAGUAGCGCUAUUCUACUGCUUCAUGAACACGGAAGUUCGUCACGCGAUCCGCUACCACGUGGAGCGGUGGAAGACCGGCCGAGCCAUCGGAGGGGGGCGGCGGAGAGGGGCAUCCUACUCCAAAGACUGGUCCCCUCGGUCGCGGACGGAGAGCAUACGGUUAUACCAUCAUCCUUCGAAGAGAGAGUCGGCUGCUUCAGAGACAACCACCACGACGCUGCUCGUGCCUAGGACCUCACUGGCUCCACACUAUGACGGCAGACAUCUCCACGCUGUAAGUUAUUCACGGACUACAUAACGAGCGGGAGUGCGAGCGGGGACCAGUCGCCGGUGUGAGGC